Zychaea mexicana is the source of this 5907-nucleotide messenger RNA. RefSeq names its product AAA domain-containing protein. Gene Ontology annotation, molecular function: ATP binding; ATP hydrolysis activity. Bases 150 to 5792 code for a protein of 1880 amino acids. Gene Ontology annotation, cellular component: cytoplasm. The transcript has 31 exons. NCBI's taxonomy places the organism in Eukaryota, Fungi, Mucoromycota, Mucoromycetes, Mucorales, Lichtheimiaceae. The record is from RefSeq and is a predicted model, not a curated record.
AUUUGGGAUUCGCACACCGAAUUCGGAUGACUAACCUUCAUCCGGUAAAUUUAAGGACAUAACGCCGAAAACGUGGAGAAGGACAAAAGCUGGCCUUUUUUCUUUCUCACUUUUAGAUCUCAUAAUCCGCUUUCCCACCUGUCAGCACAAUGGCCACAAAUCAGCAGCAAAAGCAGGCAAGAAGACGAUUGCGACAAUUGGGAAAGGCUUUGUCAGAGACGCAAGCCGGCUGGUCCGACUCUGAAGAAGACAGCGAUCUUAUUCACGAAGUUAAUGUCAAGUCUGUUCGCAUCGGCGACGUCGUGAUGCAAGUUACGCCGCCAGAGAAUCCCGAGCUUGUUCCGGAGCACGAAAGUCCUUUUUAUGAGAACUCGCAGGAAAUUUUAAGACAUUUGCGAUGGAUGAUGCAAAAGGAUAAGCUCGGUCAAGAUAUCUUUUUGAUCGGUCCGCCUGGUCCUCUCCGUCGAUCAUUAAUAAUGAAAUACGCCGAAAUGACACAACGCGAAAUCGAAUAUGUCGCAUUAUCUAAAGAUGUCACCGAUGCUGAUCUGAAACAACGCCGAGAAUUACAAAAUGGCACAUCUUUUUAUGUGGAUCAGGCAGCUGUGCGUGCUGCCAUCCAUGGACGCAUUCUGGUCUUGGAUGGCAUUGAAAAGGCAGAGCGCAACGUGCUUCCAAUUUUAAACAACUUGCUCGAAAACCGAGAAAUGGGAUUGGAUGAUGGCCGAUUUUUGACAACGAAGGAUGUAAAGGAUGCUGCGGGCUACAGCAAGUUUGAGAAAGUCAGCGACCGAUUCUUGGUAUUUGCGUUAGGUCUGCCUGUACCCCCGUAUGUCGGUUAUCCAUUGGAUCCCCCGUUGCGAUCGCGUUUCCAAAGCCGUGAUGUCCGCGCGCCUCAUUACACUACCCAAGUAAACCAGAUCAUGACACUUACCAACAACAAGGCCCCUCGUGAUUUGGUCGAACGACUUGUAUCCAUUAGCUCAGUCCUGAGUGUACAGCCUGACAAAAGCGCUGCUCGUGAGAUCGAUGUACCUGAAUUCCCCAUGACCGUCGAGACACUGGCCAGCUUGUUAGCUGUAUUGCCACAUGCACAUCCACGUUUCUUUGUGGAUUUGCUCUAUCCUUACCCUAUGCUGCCAACGUGCGACCUCGAACAGCUGGGCGUCAUUGAAUCCGCUUAUCGCCGUUUUGGUGUGCGUGGACGCGUGGUCGAGGCACACGAAGAAGUUACCCAAACCUUCUCUGGAUAUCAACUUGCCAAUAUUGAAGCUCACAAGCCCGUUAUUUCUAUUGAUGAGAGCUACCAAGUUCAUCGUGCUAUUGCUACCUUUUCACAUGUGAAUCAAACAGCAUUGGGAUUGCCCGUCUCGAGUGGCCCCAAUCCAUUCAGUCCCGCCGAAUUCUUCGUCGAGACGCCAUAUCAUCGCGAGAUCUUUACGUCGAUGGUUCUUGUGCAUGCUGGCGGUCAUGAUAUUUGUUUGGUGGGCACCCACAAGGGUGUUGGCAAGUCUGCCCUGGUUCGUCAUUUUGCACGAAACCUUGGUUACACCAUCGACUACAUUCCUCUGUACAGAGACAUGUCAUCCCGCGAUCUGCUUCAACGGCGUUCGACUACACCUCAGGGUGACACCGUGUGGGAUAACUCGCUCUUGGUCGAAGCUGCGAUCCAUGGUCACUUGGCAGUUCUGGAUGGUAUCGAAGCUUUGUCGUACGGCACUUUGAACACUUUGCAGCGCCUUGUUUGCGAACGUGAAAUGCAGCUUCCUGACGGAACACGCUUGAUCAAUGCCCAUCGCUACGAGAAGCUGAUGAAGAAAAAUAAAAUGACAAUCGAAGAGCUUGACGCUAAGCGUUUGGUGCCCAUCCAUCCUUCAUUCCGCAUCAUCGCUCUUGCACGUGCUGGUGUGAGUGGUCAAAGUGAUACCCAAGCAGGCUCCUGGCUGACGGCCGAAAUUCUCUCCAUGUUCCAUUUCGUUGUUGUCGACAGUCUUCCCUCUCAGGAGGAACAAGAGGUGCUCAAAACGCUCUCACCUGGCGUCAAUGAGUCCAAGCUGCAUCAAUUGCUUACUUUUGCGCGUCGCCUUCGUCGUGAAAAGGAUGAUACAAUCCGAAUGCUUUCAAGCGCAUUAUCGACACGCCAAUUGAUUCGCAUUUGUCGCCGUCUUGCAUAUUUCGAAGACGAAGAUCUAUACAAGGCUAUCCACAAAGCAGCUCUUUCCCGGUUCAUGCCUGUUGCUGCAAAGACAGUUCUGCACGAACUGAUGAUCGCCAACGGCAUUUACCCACCCAAGAAUGAAGCCCGUUUGGAAGACCUUCAGAUAGAACUCCUGCCAUCCCGCCAGAACCCUGAACAAGUCAGAAUCGGCAACGUGAUUGAAUCUGUGUUUAAGGGUGGCGAUCCUAUGCUUAUUCCCAACGUUGUUUUCCAUGAAAAUCCUGCCCAUACCGAAAUUCUCCGCGAAAUGCUCAAGGACUAUCAGCUCGGUGACCACUUGUUGCUGAUCGGUAAUCAAGGUGUCGGCAAGAACAAGCUUGCUGACUAUUUCUUACAAUUGCUUCAGCUUCCUCGCGAGUACAUUCAGUUGCAUCGUGACAGCACUGUGCAAAGUCUGACCACCACUCCUGCUAUCCGUGAUGGUGUUCUCAUCUUUGAAGAUUCACCUCUUGUCAAGGCUGUUCGUGAUGGCACUAUCUUGGUUAUCGAUGAGGCUGAUAAGGCUCCUACCUAUGUUACUGCAGUAUUGAAGAGUUUGGUUGAAGACGGCCAAAUGGUUUUGGGAGACGGUCGUCGCAUUGUCGCCAAGGAGUCCGAUGUUCAAGAUGGUGAUCGCUAUCUGCUUAUCCAUCCUAAUUUCCGCAUGAUUGUUCUCGCCAACCGUCCGGGAUAUCCCUUCUUGGGUAACGAUUUCUAUCGCGAAAUUGGUGAUGUUUUUAGUUGUCAUGCUGUUGAUAAUCCGGACAAGGCAUCAGAGAUGUACUUGCUUCGCAAAUACGGCCCUGAUGUUCCAGAGGAUAUGCUCGAAAAGCUCUCGAGCGCAUUUACAGAUUUGCGUAAGCUUGUUGAUGAGGGUCUGAUUACAUAUCCAUAUUCCACUCGCGAGUUGGUCAAUAUUGUACUCCAUUUACAAAAUUAUCCAGGCGAAGGCAUUUCCAAGAUCAUGCAGAACGUGUUUGAUUUUGAUCAGUAUGAUCAAGCGUCGAAGGAAAUGCUUAUUGAAAUUUUUGAAAAGCAUGGUAUCCCCGUCGGUUUGGAGUCUGAAUUUACCAUGAACCUCGGUGAAAUCGUGGAAUUGGGCGAGCCGCUGUUGAGCGAACGAUGGAGCCGUGUCGAUCAAGCUGCCAAGGCCGAAGUCAAGGUGGAGACCGCUGCUAUGGCUAUCCGGGGCGGUUGGGAACUAGACGUAGGCAAAAAGUGGAAGCAAUUGGAUCGAAAGGAAGGUCGAUCCGUCACCUUCUCGGAACAACUGUACAACUUUACUAUUCCAACCCGAGGCGAGGCAUUAGAUAUUGCUGCUUUGGAUGAUGGAUCUCUUUUCGCCGUCACUACGAACCCUGUUACGCUUCAUCAUGUCGAUCCUCGCCAUCAGCGUGUGGACAGCUUGGAUCUUUACGAAUACUUCCCUCUGCAAAGAGCUCCUCCACGUCUUCGUAUUGCUGUUAUCCGUGUGAAGGGCUUUGUCAAGUACUUGGCAUUGCAUAAUCCGUCCAACAAUGAAUUGCUAUGCUGCGAUUUCAACAAGAAGACUGUGACUUCUGUGGUGCUUCGUGGAAUGGAACCUGUCAAGUCAGUAAUGUGUGACGAAUUGAGCUCGCUCGGUAUCCUUGUUUUCUAUCAAGAAGAUAAGGCUGGUGUUGCUGUUCUCGAUUUCAACACUUCCCAGCAACAUACCCUUACGUUGCCAACUCGCAUCGAACAACUUCUUGUUGUUGAGCCAAACCUCUGGUUUGCCCGUGGUAGCCGUGAUGCCAAGACGUACGCCUUUUACUCUAUGAAUGAUGGCAUCCCUUCUGUCCUCGAACCCAUCGAAAUUCUUGGUCAAAAUGGUCAACCUGUUGGUGAGCUUGCCAACGUUUUCUGGCAUGAGUUUGCACUUGGAUAUAAGUUUGCACAAAAUGCAAAGGCGCAUAAGUUCGGUACUGUUCUGCAAGGCUGCAACCAUGACAACUUUAUCAACAAAUCUGGCCCUGUCGAUCUUUUGGCAUACCUUAUAAGUGGACCUGUUGAGGAAGUACCCAAGCGUAUCAAGGGCUGUGCCUUGUACUUGACCCGAUCUCAGCAAAUGGCGGUCAUCAAGCCAUCUGCCGACGGUCGUCCUGAAAGCUUUUUGGAUAUUAUCAACCCCGCCCGUAACCAAGUAUGGCGCAUCAAGAUGCCUUUGGCUGACAUGAGCAACAUUGAUGCCGAAUACCCGGCCGCAACUUUUGCCCGCUUCCAAGUGGAACGCCAUGUUGCAUCCAUGUGUGAACUUAACAACGGUAACUUGGUUACCAUGGAUGCUUCUGGUAUCGUACGCGUGUGGCAAGUCCAAUCUACCGACUUAUACAACGCUGCACAGACCUGGAAGCAGAUGGUCGGCGUAGAUCAGAACGCAUUGUCCAUUAUCUAUGAAACUGACAAGGAUCAAGAAGAAGCAAACGGUCAAGUUGGUGAGCACACUGGCGAAGCUGGCAAAGGACAGGGCAAAGGCGAAGGCAAAGGUAAAGGCAAUGGAAAAGGUCAAGGCUCUGGCGGCGGUCAGGGUGCUGGUGACGGCAGCAAUGGCGGUGACGGCGGAGAAAGCCAGCAAGGUGCAAGCGGUGGCGGCGGCAGUGGCGCAGGCGCUGGAUUGAACGAAGGUGGUCGUGAUGAAGCAACUUUUGAAGACAUUGAGAAUCUCAAACUGCGCACUGCAAGUGAUCAACCGGAAACCGUGGGCGAAGCGCAAAGAGAAAUGCACGAGCAAUCGAUGGAAAAAAUGUUGAAAAAGCUUGACAUGACCCACGGCGAUUACACGGUAUUUCAAAAAUACAUGGAAAAUGUGCGCCGCGAAAUUCGUGAAUUGCGCGUUAUUCUCGAAAGCGCUGAAGCCAAAAACAAGGAACGUGUGUGGUUGAAAAAUCAAACAUCUGGUGACCUUGAUGAUACCAAAAUUAUUGAAGGAUUGACAGGUGAACGUGCCAUCUACCGGAAACGCGGUGAAGAUGAUCCUGAAAUUGGCCUGUUCCAAGAUAAGCCCAAGCGCAUGAAAUUCGUUUUUGACUUAUCAGCUAGUAUGUACCGGUUCAACACGCAUGACCGCCGUCUCGAACGAUCACUUGAAGUAGCACUCAUGCUGAUGGAAUCCUUCCGUGGUUUCGAACACAAGUUCGCUUACAGUAUCAUUGGUCACAGUGGUGAUGGUGCUAAUAUCGAAUUUGUUGUACCCGGCAAAUAUCCCAAGACCGAAAAGGAAGAGUUCGAGAUCAUUAACAAAAUGCGAGCACACUCUCAAUACUGCUUAAGUGGAGAUAACACUCUUGGUGCAGCAUCUCAUUCUGUUAAAGAGAUUGUCAAGGAAGAAGCUGACGAUUACUUUGUCGUCGUUCUUUCUGAUGCUAAUAUCACUCAAUACAAUAUCCACCCCAACGACAUUGCUCGUGUUCUGAAAUCGGACGACCGAGUCACUGCCCAAAUGAUUUUCAUUGGCUCUCUUCAGGAUCAAGCUGAACGGUUGAAGCAAGCUCUUGGUAGCCAAGCCCAUGUUUGCUCAGAAAACAAGGACCUUCCUAAGAUUAUGAAGGCAAUGUUCUUGUCUUCUAUGCUUAAGUAGAUGUCGUUUUAGAAAAAUGUAAUUUUACCUUUUAAUAUACGUAGCUUUCCUUUUAUUUAUCUGUAGAACAUAUAAAUUUUAUGAUUUGUUUUUUCUUUUAGCUGUUGUAAAUGAC